This is a messenger RNA of Punica granatum (pomegranate), 892 nucleotides long. NCBI's taxonomy places the organism in Eukaryota, Viridiplantae, Streptophyta, Magnoliopsida, Myrtales, Lythraceae. The record is from RefSeq and is a predicted model, not a curated record.
GGACUGCCGAGGUCGACAAUCUCUCGAGCGUCUGAUCAUACCCUUAAGUCUUGCGCAGAAGACAGUAUCGAGUCGCAAAGUUCUUUCCUCCUCUUGGAGGCCGUGGAAUCCGAGGUUUCAUCUAAAACCCUCCAAGUUUGGUCCUGGAAAUUAUCGACCGCGACACUUCUCAUCGUUUGGAAGCUUCGGCUUCAGUCUGCGCAGGAAACGAUGACACUCCAAGCUUCCUCCUUUGCGGUGGGCAUGCCGGCCCUGGCGCCGCCCCGUCUCGGCCGCUCCCGCCACAGCUGCGUCGUCCGAGCCAAAGUGGAGCCUUUGGAUAAGUCUGUUGAGAUAAUGAGGAAGUUCUCGGAGCAAUAUGCUCGCAGAUCGGGAACAUACUUCUGUGUCGAUAAGGGCGUGACAUCUGUUGUCAUCAAGGGAUUGGCUGAUCACAAAGAUUCACUUGGGGCCCCUCUUUGCCCAUGUAGGCACUAUGAUGACAAAGCUGCAGAAGCAGCACAGGGCUUCUGGAACUGUCCUUGUGUCCCAAUGAGGGAGAGAAAGGAGUGCCAUUGUAUGCUCUUCCUAACUCCAGAAAACGAUUUCGCUGGCACAGAUCAGUCCAUCUCUUUGGAGGAAAUACGGGAAUCGACGGCCAACAUGUGAUUCUUCCCAGUAUCAAAUCAACUCGGAUUGAGAUUUCAAGCUUUUGGGCUUAGAUGUGGAACACCGAGAAGAUGAAAUACAAUCUGAGAGGAACUGGAGAAGGAUGAAGAGUAGUAACUCUUCUAACCCUCCUGUUUGUAUAUUAUGUUCUUAUCUGAGGCAUACAGACUGUAUCUUCCAUAGUUUGCUUUUGUGGAAAAAAGAGGUCAAUGAAAUCUUUACUGCUUGGCUAGUUCUUGAUAAA